UCGCGCGCGAGCGGUGCUGGUGUCGGGGGAGCAGGGCCGCGUUAGGUGAAGAUGCCUCUAUUAAACAAGCAACCAUUUGCUAAGAGCAAACUUCCACCAGAUUUGGAACCUGAUGAAGAAGUUUUCUUCUGUGAGCCUACCAAAGAAAUCUUCAGGGACUAUGACAAGUUUUUUGAGAGGAUGAUCCUGUGUAAUUCACUACUGUGGUCCUGUGAGAUGACUGGCAAGUCAGGUCUCACCUACCAGGAGGCAGCCGAGUCUGAGCGUGCUGCCAAACGCUCCCUCAACAGUGUACAAAAGGAGCUGAAGCGUGCUUUGCUUCUGCUCUGCUCAAUGACAAGAAAAACAAGUUUCAAUGAAUUGUGUGUAGACAUAUAUACGUACAUUAAAGACCGCUACUUCAAAGGGGAAAUGGUUCAAGUCAAGAGGGGAAGUCAGUGGAUUGACUGCACAAUUCAGAGCAUGUGUGUCUCUGGUGAUCCAGAGGCGACUCCAGCAGUGAAUGGCCACUCAGACCAGGGCGCCGGUGACAGCCAGCGUCCAUCGAGCCGUCUCCGCUCAGAGGGCGUGCCGGCCGACCGCGUGCUGUACCAGGUGCACCACGCGCCCACCGGCCGCCAGCUGAUGGUGCAUGCCGACGCGCUGCGUCGCGACAAGGCCACCUUCUCCAAGGAGCGGCUGCGUGUGCUGCUCAAGCACUCGUCGCGCGUAGACGACGGAGGCUUCCUGGUGGUGCGCGCGCCGGCCGCGCGGGGGCUCGGCCUGGACAGCCUGCAGUUCGCCGACGUGUUCGUGGGCGCGCAGCCCGUGUUCGUGCCCAACCGCGCGUUGGCGGCGCGCGCCAAGCCGACCGAGAAGCCUAAGCCAGCGCCGCAGCCGGCCAAGCCCAAGACCGAGAUGGUGUUCGACGAGAACGACGAUGAGCCGCUGUCGGCCGUGCAGCUGGAGAUCCGCCAGCGCUGGGAGGCCGAGCGGCGCCGGCUGGUGGAGCAGCGCGUGAUGGAGCGCGACCAGCGCCGGCACCGCAAGAAGCUGGUGGCCGAGUGGCUCAAGGACUGGACCAAGCCCCGCGAGGACCUCCUCUGCGAGGAUCACCGGGAGCUGCCGGUGAUGCUGCCGGUGCACACGCGCGUGCCAGGCCAGCUGUUCGGCGGCUGCCUGCAGCUGCUGGAGUUCGUCAACAGCUUCGGCCAGCUGCUGGAGUUGACGGACACGUUCCCGCUGGGCCUGAGCCUGCCGCUGCUGGAGCGGGCGCUGGUCGACACGGAGGUGGCCGGCACGCUCAGCGACCUGCUGCAGGUGCUGCUGCGGGCGGUGUUCGAGCUGCAGCGCGAGGAGGACGAGGAGUCUGGUGGGCGGAGCUCGACGGCCGCCGCCUCGGCCGCCGACCAGCUGGACCCGCUGACGCUCACGGAGGUGUUGCGCAGACACCUGAUGGCCACGGACACCAGCGAGGACUCGCGUUGGCGGUACCAGCAGCGCGGCGGGUACACAGAGACCGACAACCCGACCGUGCAGUUCCGGCUUGACCACCCGGACAUCAUGGAGAAGCUCUCCACGGAGACCGUCUAUGACCUGACGCCCGGCGAGAGGCUGGCCGUGCUCGAGUGUCUGAUGGGCGAGAUCCUGACCACGGUCACCGCCCGCGACGUCAUAGAGGAGGCCGAGGGCAAGCUGAAGGAGGUGCGCGCCCAGCUGCGCACCCUCCGCUUCAACAUCCUUGCCUACCAGAAGGGCGUCGCUGCCGAGAGGGUGACAGAGCGCCGGGAGGACCGCCAGCGCCAGCAGCUGGAGCAGCUGAAGGCGUCGGCCGAGGCCGGCGAUACGUCGGCCGACGUCGAGCCGCCGCCGGAGCCGGAGGAGCCGCCCGAGUCGGCGCCGGAGCCGGAGGCCGAGCGGCGCCGCCGCCGGCGCGAGGAGGAGCGCCAGCUGGCCGAGUUCGCGCGCCGCGAGUCGCGCCUGCUUGAGCAGCUGGCCGAUCUGAGUCAGCAGUUCGCGCUGACGCCGCUGGGCCGCGACCGCGCCUACCGCCGCUACUGGCUGGGCCGCGCCCUGCCCGGCCUCUUCAUCGAGCACGACGACGACACGGUGGGCGCCUGCUUGCCGACAGCCACGCCCCACAACCGGCAGCUGAGCGGGGCCGCCGCUGGCGAGCGGGCGGACGUGCUGCGCGGCCUGCUGUCGGAGCGGCUGCUGCAGCGCGCCGGCGCGCCUGCCGCCACCGCCGCCGCCGCCGCCGCCGCGCCCGACCACGGCAGCCCCAGCGACAAGGAGAACACGCCGGCACCCGCGCCCGCGCCCAAGACUUAUGCCAAGCGGCUGGCGGCGCUGACCGAGCAGAAUCAGCCGGACGGUAGCCGGGCGCCGGCGCCGGCCGAGCCCGACGUCAAGGCGCGCCUCGACGAGCUGGUGGCCGGCGAGGCGCCGCCCGACCGUCGCCUGCUCGUCUGCACGGCCGCUGGCGACGAGUGUCCGGUGCAUUCGACCAUCCUGCCGCGCGCCACCUGGUCCUUCUGCCCCGACCUGGAGCACCUGGACGUGUUGGUGGCGACGUUGAACGAGCGCGGCGUCCGCGAGGCCGAGCUGAAGGCGGCCAUCGCCCAGGCGGGUGACAGUCUACGCCGCGGUGUGGAGCGCUGUCCUCGCAAUGACCUGACACAGGGCACUGACCGUCGGCCGCGGCGUGACCCGGCAUCUACCGGUUCUGAUCCCAACUAUAACUUCCCGGCCGGCACACCGGCUGCCGAGAUCCAGGAGCUGCUCCUGCGGGACAUGAUCCUGGAGUGUGAGGAGAAGAUUCGGUUCGGCUGCCUCGGCACCAUUCAGGUGUUCGACCUCAGCGUGUGGCGACAGGCGCUGGUGGAACGCUCCUAUGACCAGCAGUGUGACAAGCUGACCUGGGGUGCCGACGGCGCCUGCUCGGCCGACAACAGCGUGGACGUCUCAGGCACCAGCACGCCGGUGGCGGCCUCUGCCGCCGAGCGGCCGCCGUCGGCGCCCGAGCUCUCCCGCCGGCUGCAGCGGCGCCAUCUGGUGCGCUCGCUGGCCUCGGCCAUCCUCCAGCUGGAGCAAGGCAUCGACCGCAGAUACCUGCAGAAGCCGCUCGGCGACCCCGGCUCGGCGCUGCAGCAGUGGGAGGCGUCGCUCAUGGCCAGCUGCUCGCUCUCCCAGCUGUUCGUGCACUUUGCGCAGCUGGAGUCGGCCGUGCUGUGGUCACGCUCGGCGCUCAACGCCCGCUGCAAGAUCUGCCGCAAGAAGUCCGACCCCGACAAGAUGCUGCUCUGUGACGGGUGUGACAAGGGCUUUCACAUGUUCUGCCUCACCCCCAAGAUGAAGAGCAUCCCGAAGGGUGAUUGGUUUUGCUCGACUUGCCGGCCGAAGGAGAAGCCCAAGAGCCCGCGCAAGCAGCGGCGCGCCUUUCACAUGGUGGACGAGUCGGUGGACGAGGACGAGGCGUCGGCGGACGAGGACCAGCCGGCCGAGGCGCCGUCGCCGUCGCCGCCCGCCAAGCGCCCUUCGAGGGGAGGCGAGGUGAGUCCGCCGGAGAGGCCGCGCGAGGCGUCGCCGCAGGCGGCCGGCUCGGUCGGCAAGAGGAGGCGAGGCGGCGCGGCUCCGGACGACCGGCUGGACACCGCCCUGCUGGCCGGUCUGCUGGACGAAAUGAGGCGACAUCCGGGCAGCGACCUCUUCCUUCGCCCCGUCAAGACCAGGGAGGCGCCCGACUAUUACCAGAUCGUGCGCGAGCCGAUGGACAUCAGCACGAUGCAGCGGAAGCUGAGCACCGGCGACUACACCAGCACGGCCGAGUUCGUGGCCGACGCCGGCCUCAUCUUCUCCAACUGCGCCAUGUACAACGACUCCAAGGCGCAGAUCUCAAGGGACUGCGAGAAGCUGCGCCGCUUCUUCGAGAAGCGCAGUCGCGAGCUCGGCAUCGGACCGGUCGCCAAGCGCGCGCGCCGCUCGUACUGACUCAGAGUCAGCCCGACUCCGACCGCGAGUCGGGCCCGGAGCAGAC
Pollicipes pollicipes is the source of this 4015-nucleotide messenger RNA. It is a transcript of the gene Acf, whose product is annotated as ATP-dependent chromatin assembly factor large subunit. Gene Ontology annotation, biological process: positive regulation of DNA replication; regulation of DNA-templated transcription; chromatin remodeling. Gene Ontology annotation, molecular function: protein binding; DNA binding. The coding region runs from base 52 to 3969 and encodes 1305 amino acids. Gene Ontology annotation, cellular component: CHRAC; nuclear chromosome. The transcript has 22 exons. The record is from RefSeq and is a predicted model, not a curated record. Lineage: Eukaryota; Metazoa; Arthropoda; Thecostraca; Pollicipedomorpha; Pollicipedidae.